AUGAAGGCGUUAAGGCGAAGCCACACUGCAACGUCGUCGGGAAACGCAUCUUCUCCGUUACCUUCUUCGACUUCCUUGCCAUCUUCUUCUUCUACUUCACCUCCUUCCUCUAACUCUUCCUCUUCUUCCUCUUCAUCUUCCUCGUCUUCUUCUUCUUCUUCGUCGUCGUGGAUCCAUCUCCGUUCGGUUCUCUUUGUGGCUAAUCUCUCGUCUCCAUCUUCUGUUACUUCUUCUGAUCGAAGCCGGCGGAAAUCACCGUGGUCUCGCCGGAAAAGAAAAUGGCCUUUGACGCCGCAUCAAUGGAGGAGUUUAUUUACACCCGAGGGCAAACUUCGUGACGGUGGAGUUGGAUUUCUCAAGAGAGUUAGAAGCAGAGUGAGUAACUUUGAACAAGCAAACUAUAUACUUCUUUUGAUUCUUUAUGGCUAUGAUUUGAACAGUACUAGUGAAGAAAGAGAAGCUGUGAAUACUCAAAAGAGGAAGGAGUAUGAGAAACUACAGAGGCGGUGCAAGAUCCUUCUCAAGCGCGGCAAUGCAAGUACGGAUGAUCUUGAGGAGGAGGAGGAGGAGGCAGAUGAUCAAUAUGUUAGGUUUAUGGAUGACUACAAGACUCCCGGACCAAUGACAAAACAAGAUGUGGUCUCUGCAGUCAACACUGAUUCUUCCGACACUGACUCUUGUGAAGACAAUGAAGAUGUUCAGCUUCUUCCGUCUCUUGGAUACAGCGAUGAGAAAAAACCAGAGAAGGAAAACAUUAGUAAUUAUAAUUCGGGAGAGAACUGUUCUCCUCCUGUAGCUUCUCCUGAGAUCCAAGUACAAGUGACUGUACACGAAGAUUUCUCUACAUGGCAACGUAUCAUCCGCCUUGAUGCCUUACGUGCUGACUCCGACUGGGCUACAUACUCUUCUUCUUCCACCGCAAUCACAGAAAGCAAAGCUCGCUGUUUAGCUGAGUCCGUUGGUUUAAAAGACUAUGAUAACUUAGAAACCUGCAGGCUUUACCACGCUGCACGUCUCGUUGCCAUUCUUGAAGCCUAUGCUCUCUACGACCCUGAGAUAGGCUACUGCCAAGGAAUGAGCGAUCUCUUAUCACCCAUCCUCGCUGUCAUCUCAGAGGACCACGAGGCUUUCUGGUGCUUUGUUGGUUUCAUGAAGAAAGCUCGGCAUAACUUCAGGCUAGACGAAGCAGGGAUACAAAGACAGCUUGGUAUUGUCUCAAAGAUCAUCAAAUCCAAAGACUCUCAGCUUUACAAACACUUGGAGAAUCUCCAAGCAGAGGAUUGUAGUUUCGUUUACAGGAUGGUUCUGGUGAUGUUUAGGAGGGAGUUGAGUUUUGAGCAGACGCUUUGUCUUUGGGAAGUGAUGUGGGCUGAUCAAGCUGCUAUUAGAGCUGGAGUUGGGAAGUCGCCGUGGAGUAGAAUCAGACAGCAAGCACCUCCUACUGAUGAUCUGUUGCUGUACGCUAUCGCGGCGUUGGUGCUGCGUAGGAAACUGAUCAUACAGAAGUACAGUAGUAUGGAUGAGAUUGUGGAAGAAUGUAAUAGCAUGGCUGGUCAGCUUGAUGUCUGGAAGCUUCUUGAUGAUGCUCAUCACCUUGUUGUGACGCUUCAUGAUAAGAUUGAAACUCUUUCCUCUCAAUCUCUCAGCAUUUGA
Messenger RNA from Eruca vesicaria subsp. sativa (arugula), 1653 nucleotides. Lineage: Eukaryota; Viridiplantae; Streptophyta; Magnoliopsida; Brassicales; Brassicaceae. The record is from the annotation of a GenBank genome assembly.